AUCCCUUAUCCUCAUGUUCUUAACAAACUGCUUCCACCAGAAAUCAGAAUUAUUGCCUGGACUCCAGUGAGUCAAGACUUUGAUGCACGAUUUAGCUGUUUACAGCGGACAUACAAAUACUACUUCCCAGCAGCAAAUGUUGAUAUAAGUGUUAUGAAUCAAGCAGCACAGAAGUUUGUUGGGGAACAUGACUUCAGAAAUUUCUGUAAAAUGGAUGUUGCAAGUGGAGUGGUGACUUUCAGAAGAAAUUUACUGUCAUUCACAGUGUACAGAAGUAAUAGUGAUUCACAAAGCUGCAGUGGCUAUGACAUGUGUGAGAUGAUCAUUUGUGGAUCUGCAUUUUUAUGGCAUCAGGUACGCUGCAUGGUUGCUGUGCUGCUCAUGAUUGGUCAGAAGCUAGAAAAUCCUGAAGUUAUUGACUGGAUGCUUGAUAUUGAACAGUGUCCUCAGCGACCACAGUACAACAUGGCAUCAGAAAUUCCGUUGGUGCUAUAUGAUUGUGCUUUUGAAGAGUUGUCAUGGAAACAUGAACCUGGUGUUUUGAAUGCUCUGUUAAAGGAUUUUCAAGCCCAGUGGUCAGCUCAUGCUAUUAAAGCUGCAGUACUUACAAACUUGAUUGGCAAGUUAGAGGAAGCCCCUGUCCUUGCAGAAAUUAGUGGUGAAGACAGUGCACAGUUGAAUGGAAGCGAUGAGAAUGACAAGCAGCUAGUUAAGUGGUGUGAUAUUAAGCCGACACAUUAUUAUCAACUGAUUCCAUUGGUUCCCCUGCAGGUAGCUGUGAAAACUCACAGGCCACUGAUGAAGAGAGCAUUGCAUGACAGUUUUGAGUCCAAGCUGGAGGCCGUUAAUGCCAAACGAAGAAAA
Molecule: messenger RNA, 864 nt
Organism: Porites evermanni
Lineage: Eukaryota; Metazoa; Cnidaria; Anthozoa; Scleractinia; Poritidae
Source: the annotation of a GenBank genome assembly